Fusarium fujikuroi IMI 58289 is the source of this 336-nucleotide messenger RNA. RefSeq lists its product as uncharacterized. Bases 1 to 336 code for a protein of 111 amino acids. The transcript has a single exon. The record is from RefSeq and is a predicted model, not a curated record. Lineage: Eukaryota; Fungi; Ascomycota; Sordariomycetes; Hypocreales; Nectriaceae.
AUGCCCCAAGACGUCUACGUCCGAUUUGCGAAUGGCCUUGGCGACGGCCAACAGCUCAACAUCACCGUGUACUACCAAAUGAAUGGCUCUGAUACAGUCUACCAGAAGUCUAUCUCCCUGAACGGGCCCGGCUACGAAGUAGUGCACCUGAACUACAUUCAGAGGGUAGUCAUGGGAGGCUUGACGGCCAAUGUGGGUUUGAACUCAUCUGCAUUUGAUGGGCAGCCGGAUGCAGCAUACUUCACCACUAGAAUGUCUGAUGCUUCGGAUGGGCGCCACUAUCGCUUGCAAUGGGAGAGUGGUGGAGUCUCUCGAGAGACAUGGUACUAUCAGUAG